Molecule: messenger RNA, 1920 nt
Organism: Parastagonospora nodorum SN15
Lineage: Eukaryota; Fungi; Ascomycota; Dothideomycetes; Pleosporales; Phaeosphaeriaceae
Exons: 2
Coding region: 1-1920 (639 amino acids)
Source: RefSeq, a predicted model, not a curated record
AUGAAGAUGUCCACUCCGACCACUGAUGCCCGCACCGACGCUGCAAGCAGGAAACGCAAAGCACCGCACGACACAGCUACUAAGGCGCGCCAGCAAGGUGAUCCCCCUACCAAUUCUGGCGACGCGAGGGCUCCAAAAAGACUCAAAGUCUCGGCGACGAACGAGGAGUCUCUUGCACAGGUUUCAGAUGUCAACGACUCAAUCUCUGUGGCUUCUGAAGGCAUUGACAUAGAGAUGACCGGUGUCACACAGGCGGCAACUGUCUCAACAUCAGUCGAGGAGGAGAAGAUGUCACUCCGGUCACCUGUAGGAUUACAUGGCGAUGCUGUACAUGCCAUGAAAGCAAAGUCUGCAUUUCCAGCGAUCAACCCAGGUAAUCACUUCAGCACGACUCUACCAGCGACCCGUCAACCGUGGCCAUACCAUUUCCCCCAAGCACAUUGUGUUUACAGCCAGAACACCAAUUGUCCGGUCAACUGGGUGGCGUUCAGAAACAUCCCUCUGUCUCAGAGACGGGUGUAUGAGCUUCGCCGCCCCUGGAGCAAGGACCCAGCACCAUGGGACACAGUAAGGAUGGAUUUGGCAAAGCUUGAGUCCAAACCUGCUCUGAGUGCAGAGGGAGUGAGGAAGCGCUUUGCAAAGGUCAACAAGGUCAUCUUCCAGACAACUGGUGUCUAUUUUGUGUGCAAUGGUCACGGCCUGCAGCCGGAUUAUGGCGUUCCAAACGACACCGACAUGUCAGGCAUGUUGAAAGGACAUGGAGAAACCACGCUAGGAAGCUCGAUGAAGGCUGCAAAGGCCUGCAAAGACAGUCAGUGGGAGGCAGAUCGUAUUGAGGAAGAUGAAGUUACUACCCUCGUGUUGCAGUUGCCGGGGCAGUCUUUCCGCGCAAUUCGCCACGUCACCAAGGACAUCAUGGCGAACCUCGAGAUUUCAGACGGCCAAACCCUACCGUAUGCAGCCACGACUUUCGAUCGCUGGUACAGCUGCUUGUACUUCGGACAUCGCCACAGUCUCCCAAAGCGAGUCUACAAAUUGAAGCAGCAACCCGACCGCUCUUAUACAUCCGUUGAUGAAGGCACGCCAAAGGUCACUAUACAGACACUACUAGAGACGUACUGCCUUUCUCAACUCGCUGGUACUACAUCCGUUAGCGAUAUGUUACUGGACGAGAUAACGCAAUCUCUAGAGAAUGAGAAGGUGUUGUACGAGACGUACGGGACCGGUGCCAUUUGCAAGGAAGACUGCAACGACGUCGUGCGCCUACUAGACCUCCAGCCGGAGGAUAUUCAAAGGAUCUGGAAGACCACCAAAGUUCAUGAUCCGAUCCGAAAGCUGCUGAUCGAUCUCUUCUUGCACAAGCUGGAUGCGGCAGAGGAAGAUGAAGAACUCGAUCAGAAAAUUCGAACCGAUGCACUUCGCCUUUCUCGUUGUGCUUGCCAGUUGUGGGAAGACUUUGCUGAUCAACGCCAACGGAAAGUCGUCGAAAGCUUCAUGGAGCCAUUGGAUCCCAGCAGCUUCUGUGCGAAGUAUCACAACCAUCAUAAGAACAGGUCAUGUUAUCGUUCGAUUCUGCCUUCAGAGCGUUCGGUAUACAUGAUUGACGACACCCUUGACGAGCCGAAUGUCCAUCUGCUCGAAGUCAAGGGUGUCGCAUGGUACCGAAUCGUCAACAAGACGGGUGAUCGCUUGGAUCUAGAUGCUCUUCGUGCGGACAAGCCUCGUUGGGAUUGGGAGCGUGUUCGCUCGAUAAACUCGUGGAUCUAUAUCAAGCCCAAAGGCCCUCAACAUCGACAGCCGCAUCCUGUCUACUUCGACCCGAGCGAGAUGGAUCGCAAGAGACGUUUCUCUUCGCACCCCGGGUACCAGCGGAAGAAUUGGACUCAAGGUGUCAACGACUAUGAGAAGGAGGAUGGUUGA